This is a messenger RNA of Argiope bruennichi, 1465 nucleotides long. RefSeq lists its product as uncharacterized. NCBI's taxonomy places the organism in Eukaryota, Metazoa, Arthropoda, Arachnida, Araneae, Araneidae. The record is from RefSeq and is a predicted model, not a curated record. The transcript has 2 exons. The coding region runs from base 151 to 1278 and encodes 375 amino acids.
CCUUAUCUCUCAAAGCUGCGCAAUCUAUUUCUGGAUGUUUAUAAAUAAAGGAGUUCUCACGGUCCGUCAGUUAAUUUUUUUGUAUUUCUAGCAGUUCUUGGAAAUCUCUUGAUAAGUGUAAGGAAUUCUAGGCAGUUAAAUCCUGACAACAUGGCUAAAAAAGGAGGCGGAGUAAUGUACGUCGAUUAUUCUCCUAAAAAAGAAGUUGAAGACCCGGUGGCCGCAUGUCAAGGUUGGGUGGACCCAUGCGAGUUUUGCGAUAAGAGAUUUGGGAACUGGAUGGAUGCCAACGAAGAAAACAUCGCCAAAAUCCCCACAAAGCCCGGGAUUUUCAUGAUCGGCCUUAGCCACAAGAACACUGUUGAAGUCGUGGACAUUGCGCUCGAUACUACGGACCUGCAGCGAGUGGCUUACAGCUGCAUAGACCAAGCCAAGGAACGUGUCGCUGACAAAAAGUCCAAAGUCACAAAAUCGGUGGUGGUUUGCAGAUGGAUGACGUUUAAAUCGUCAAAUGAGAAAGAUGUUACCAGUCUUUGCGCCCACUGGUACAACAACGGCGUCUUGCCGAAGUUCCUCACCAACUGGCCUGGUCUGGAUAUUCUCGAGAAGACGGACAAUCUCACUUUUUCCGAAGAGCUCAAGAAGUGGUGUUACCCCAAGAAGGAUGCAUUCUGGAGGAAGCCCAAGCCUGUACCGAAUAAGCUGGUGGAGGUGGUGGAAGGUUGCAAGUGGACAGAGCCUUGCGAAAUUUGCGAUUCAUACUUCGGUGAGUGGAAAAGUCUGGAGGACGUCAUGUCCAAUGAACUGGCACCGGAUUCGAAUGGAAUCUACAUGAUUGCCGUGGGGUAUUCGAAAAUUAAGGAGGUUGUGGACAUUUAUUAUGACAGUCACAGCAUUAAAUUGAACAUCAAGGAUUCUCUGCUGAAGAAUCAUAAAGCUAUGCACUACAUUCUGAGAGAGAAAAAGUUUUCUGGUCGAAAUCCGUGUCUUCUUGUUAGAUGGAUGGAAAUGAACGAUCCUGAGAGUAACAACUGCUGUUUCCUGUACGCCCAUUGGCUGAAUGCCGGCUCUCUUCCCAUGGCGUGUUGCUCCAAACUGCCCGGGGAGCAGAUAGUGGACAGAAACAAGCAUUUCGUCGUGCGAACUCAGGAUAAGAAGUGGUGUUACGAAAUAGAUGUUCUGAAGCCAGUCAAAACCUCUAAAUCUAAGCAGAAGAAACAUAUAAUGAAUGACCUUGAGGACGAUCUUCGUGAGAUGAAUGUUGCAGAACUUGAAUAGCGUAGAUUAAGUUGUGGUCUUCUUCCUCUCUCUUCAUUGCUUUAUUCGAUGAAAUAAGAUGUUUAUAUACAUAUGAUAUAGAUGGUGUUUUUUUUUUCAUUAAUUUUACACUUUGAUAAGUCUUUUCAGCGUAGCUUGUAAGUAUUAUAAGCCGUGUAGAUUUUAAUAAAAGUUUUUCAAAUCAAAA